Gaeumannomyces tritici R3-111a-1 is the source of this 2150-nucleotide messenger RNA. Its product is annotated as phosphatidylinositol phospholipase C. Gene Ontology annotation, biological process: lipid metabolic process. Lineage: Eukaryota; Fungi; Ascomycota; Sordariomycetes; Magnaporthales; Magnaporthaceae. The transcript has a single exon. Bases 635 to 2035 code for a protein of 466 amino acids. Gene Ontology annotation, molecular function: phosphoric diester hydrolase activity. The record is from RefSeq and is a predicted model, not a curated record.
UUUUCCUUUUUGAGAUACUAUUCCCUAUUUCCUGUAGUUUGUCUCUCUUAGAUUCAUGCCCUUGACUCCUUGACCACCCUGGCUCUCGGCUUGAUUGAAGCACAGACGUUCAUCUGGGAAACGUGGGGGCUGAAUGGGCAUGUACGAUACGGCCCUGUGUUCCAUCAAUGAUGUCAGUUGACUCGUACCCCAGGUCUUGAGCUGGCUCGUCUCAGCGUGUGCUUGCCAACCACAAGGAACGACAAUUGCAGAGCAGCACCACCGACUCAUUGAAACGGCGCGGAUCCCUGCUCCCUACGCUGCUAAUCCCUUUUUGACGGACUGUGCCCCCGCCUGAUGGCUGGCUUCGCGUCAGGCGUCGCAGUUCAGACGACGGGAUCAUGCGCCGUGAUGGAAUUGUUGGGCCUGUCAGACGCUCGCGCCUCACCAGCCACCAUCAUCCCCAACCAGUCGCCUCCAUUGCAGUCGUCAUCUCCAUUCAAUGUCCUCCCCAGAAUCUGGAUAGAUACAGCCUCGGCCAUCCAGGCCAGCGGGAGGGUCAAGACCGCCGGUAAACACUCAUGGCUACCGUUUGUUUGUGAAACUCGUCAGCAACCUUAUUUCUCGAGCGACAGGCGCCUCGUGCAGUUCAACAAUGGAUGACGACAAUGGCCUUGGCUGGCCCAGCACCAUUCGCCGCCUCAACAUACGUAUCACCCUCGGCCAAAGCGAGCCCCAUCCAGACCUAGCUUCCAGAGCACCUCGAGAACCUCAAGAUGCGCCCUUCACACACCCAGAAACGCCUCCGAUACCGGCCCCCAGCGCGGGCGCGAUGCAGGCAUCCGACGAUGCCGACUCGGUUCCGCGCAGCCGUUGGAUGACCUUACUCCCCGACUCGACUCCGCUCUCGGCCCUCACGAUCCCCGGCACACACGACUCCGCCGCCCGCAUAUCACUCCCGUUCGUCCAGACCCAGACGCUAAGCAUAACAGACCAGCUCGCGACCAUGGGCGUUCGUGCGCUCGAUCUCCGUCUGCGCCGCGACCCGAGCGAGGGAGACAAGCUUUACUGCUAUCACGGCGGCGUGCCGCUGGGUCCUCCCUUGGGAAGGCGCCUGCCCUUGGACGAGAUUAUGGCUGAAAUCUGGCGCUUCCUUGGGGAUGUCGGCACAGAUAGGCCUGGUGCGGUCAAGGACAGUAGCGCCACGGCGGAUGGGCGUCGAAGUGGCGAGACUGUACUUGUCCUGAUAAACAAUGAUGACACUUCUGACGGCCGCGACCCGGCAGGCCGUGCAGCCUUUUACCACGCAGUUGAGGAUUUUGUCGCAGCCACGCCGCCGUGGCAAGAUGGAGGGGCAGAUGAGGCCGCAAAAGGCAACGGACAGGGGAGAGCUGAUUCGAGAAGCGGCGUCUCAACACCCCGCUGGUACACCGAGGCAAGGACGCCUACGCUGGGCGAGGUGCGCGGGCGCGCCGUCCUCUUGCGCCGCUUCCCGUUGCCUGACCCUGCCGGGGGAGUUAGCCCUGCGGAACCCCUCGGCCUCGACCUGUCGGCUUGGGUCAACGACAGCCCCGAUUUCACCAUCAUCUCGCCACACAAUCGGUUUAGAGUCCAGGACAAAUGGCUAUAUCCCAAGCGGGUGCCCCUGGAGGAGCUCAUCGCUUCCAAGAGCGCCCACGUCAGGUACAUGAUCGAGCAGGCUGCUGCCGAAAGCCGACGGAGCAGGUCGAGAAGGCUGCUGCGAGAGUCCGGAGAGGGCACAGGCGCUCACCAAGACGAUGAUGACCUCUGGUAUAUCAACUUUUGUUCGGCCGUUGGGGAGCGGUUAAAAUACGGAGAGGUAGCAGACCCCAAAUCGGUGGCGGCGGGCGCCUUUGUCGGCUGGGGGCGGAAGUGGCUGGACGGCGUCAACGCCUUGACUGCCGAGUACGUGACAAGCACUCUCCCCGCGUUAGACAAACAGGCGAGCAGGGCGCUUGGGAUUAUCUACAUGGACUUCCCGGAGCUGCCUGUCGGCAACAGCCUAGUUGGUCAACUGAUACAGAACAACUUUUAGCAAUCCUUGUGAGAGGGUGCUUUUGUAAAUAGGCGGCAUCGUCAGCAUAGAUAUACACAGAUAUACCCAGAUAUACCGCAGGAUAGGAGCAAAUUCAACGAUUCUAUGCGCGCAA